Colletotrichum navitas is the source of this 337-nucleotide messenger RNA. RefSeq lists its product as uncharacterized. The transcript has a single exon. The record is from RefSeq and is a predicted model, not a curated record. NCBI's taxonomy places the organism in Eukaryota, Fungi, Ascomycota, Sordariomycetes, Glomerellales, Glomerellaceae. Bases 94 to 309 code for a protein of 71 amino acids.
UGGACCAGUGCCCUGGCCAUCUCGUGUGCGGUGGUUCAUAUUGGGAGGCGUCUUCCUGUUGCCAGCCGGUUCAGGUCGAAGUGUUUUUGGCAGAUGCCACACAUGCUGCCGGGCUUCAUGCUCGCCUGGUUUGUCGUCAACUCUACCAUCGCGCCCAAUCUGAUUAAGGACCCGCUGGUGAGCGGCAUUAAACCGCUCGUUGCUGACGGGUUUCAUGGCCUAACAGGAACGGGGACUUGUCAGAGGUCUGGGCUUGGGCGACGAGGUCUCAUCCAGAGGAGCAACAGCAACGGGUGUACGUCUAGAUAGAUUAAUACAAAGUUUCCCUGGAUGGUCC